Ustilago hordei is the source of this 1053-nucleotide messenger RNA. RefSeq lists its product as uncharacterized. The record is from RefSeq and is a predicted model, not a curated record. Gene Ontology annotation, biological process: ergosterol biosynthetic process. Gene Ontology annotation, molecular function: cytochrome-b5 reductase activity, acting on NAD(P)H. NCBI's taxonomy places the organism in Eukaryota, Fungi, Basidiomycota, Ustilaginomycetes, Ustilaginales, Ustilaginaceae. The coding region runs from base 1 to 1053 and encodes 350 amino acids. The transcript has a single exon.
AUGUUCAUCCGGCCCGUCCUCUCCUCUUCCCUCGGGCAGGCCGCUCGCUCGAGCCUCCGAUCUCAGGCACCCGCUGUGCGUCAAUACGCUACCGAGGCUGGAAAGUCUUCCGGCGAAUCCAACCUUCCUCUCAUCCUCGGUCUCGGAGGUAUCGCUGGUCUCGGUGCAUGGUACUCGCUCGGUGGCUUCAACGACCCCAAAAAGGCCUCGAACAAGAUCCAGGAAAAGGGCAAGGAGGUUGUUGACCAGGCCAAGGGUGCUGCUCAGAGCACUGCACUCAACAAGGACCAAUUCGUCGAGUUCACCCUCAAAGAGAUCAAGCCUUACAACCAUGACUCGGCCACCUUCGUCUUCGAGCUCCCAGACAACAAGAAGCCCGGUAUGAGCACCGCUUCCGCCGUUGUCGUCAAGGCUGUCGGUGACGGUCUCAAGGAUGACAAGGGCAAAGAUGUCAUUCGCCCUUACACUCCCAUCACUUCUCCUGACACUCCGGGCCAUAUGGACUUCCUCAUCAAGAAGUACCCAGGCGGUCUUAUGGCUACCCACAUGCACUCGAUGAAGCCCGGUGACAAGCUCGGCAUCAAGGGUCCCAUCGCCAAGUUCCCUUACAAGGCCAACGAGUUCGAAUCCAUCGGCAUGAUCGCUGGUGGUUCCGGUAUCACUCCCAUGUGGCAGGUCAUGCAGGACAUCGCCAAGGACCCCUCCGACAAGACCAAGGUUACUCUCAUUUACACCAACAGGACCGAGCAGGACAUCUUGCUCCGUGAGAAGUUCGACGAGCUCGCAAAGAAGGACGACCGAUUCACCAUCGUCUACGGUCUCGACAAGCUCCCUAAGGGCUUCAGCGGCUUCGAAGGUUACGUUACUCCCGAGUUGAUCACCAAGUACUUGCCUAAGCCCGAGUUGGGCAGCAAGACCAAGCUCUUUGUCUGCGGUCCUCCUCCUCAGGUUGAAGCCAUCAGCGGUAGAAAGGGCCCCAAGGGUAGCCAGGGUGAGCUCAAGGGCUUGCUUGCUAAGAUGGGAUACGAGGCCGACCAGGUCUACAAGUUCUAG